AUGCCAAACACAACUACACCAACUCCUAUACCCACACAAACAACAACUAUUGCUUCAACAACUAGCCCACCAACCACAGCCACCACUACAACAACCACACAAAGCACCACCACCAUUCCCUCAACAACUACCCAACUAACCCCAGUAACCACCACCACACCAAUUUCAACAAACACACAAACUACAACUAACAUUGUAUCAACAACAACCCCACCAACUACACCAAUCACUACACCAACUCCAACUACCACACAAACUACUUCAACCAUUCCCUCGAUGACUACAGCUAUCGCUACACCAACUACAACAACACAAACUACAACCACCACUGCUUUAACAACCUCCAUGCCAACUACAACCACCACCACAACAACAACACAAACUACAACCACCACUGCUUCAACAACCUCCAUGCCAACUACAACCACCACCACAACAACCACAGAAAGCACAACCACCGUUCCCUCAACAACUACCCAACUAACCACAGUAACCGCCACCACACCAAUUUCAACAACCGCACAAACUACAACUAAUAUUGUAUCAACAACAACCCCACCAACUACACCAAUCACUACACCAUCUACCACACAAACUACUACAACCAUUCCCCCAACAACUAUCCCAAUAACUACAACCAUAACUACACCAACUCCUAUACCCACACAAACAACAACUAUUGCUUCAACAACUAGCCCACCAACCACAGUCACCACUACAACAACCACACAAAGCACCACCACCAUUCCCUCAACAACUACCCAACUAACCACAGCAACCACCACCACACCAAUUACAACAACCACACAAACUACAGCCAACAUUGUAUCAACAACUACCCCAUCAACUACAGCCAGCGUUACACCAACUAUAACUACCACACAAACUACAACCACCAUUCCCUUAACGACUACAGCCAUUACUACACCAACUGCAACAACCACACAAACUAGUACAACCAUUCCCUCAAUGACUACAACCAUCACUACACAAACCACGCAAAGCAUAACCACCAUUCCUUCAACAUCUACCCCACUAACCACAACAGCCACUACGACAACAACACAAACUACAACCACUACUGCUUCAACAACCUCCAUGCCAACUACAACCACCACCACAACCACAGAAAGCACAAUCACCAUUCCCUCAACAACUACCCAACUAACCACAGUAACCGCCACCACACCAAUUUCAACAACCGCACAAACUACAACUAAUAUUGUAUCAACAACAACCCCAUCAACUACAACCACCACCACAACAACAACGCAAACACCCACUAUUAGUUCAACAACUACCCCACUAACUACAGCCACCACUACAACCACACAAAGCACAACCACCAUUCCCUCAACAACUAUCCAACUAACCACAUUAACCACAACAACACCAAUUACAACAACCACACAAACUGCAACUAACAUUGUAUCAACAACAACCCCACCAACUACACCAAUCACUACACCAACUCCAACUACCACACAAACUAGUACAACCAUUCCCUCAAUGACUACAACCAUCACUACACAAACCACGCAAAGCAUAACCACCAUUCCUUCAACAUCUACCCCACUAACCACAACAGCCACUACGACAACAACACAAACUACAACCACUACUGCUUCAACAACUACCCUGCCAACUACAGCCACCACAACAACAACCACAGAAAGCACAACCACCAUUCCCUCAACAACUACCCAACUAACCCCAGUAACCACCACCACACCAAUUUCAACAACCGCACAAACUACAACUAACAUUGUAUCAACAACAACCCAACCAACUACGCCAAUCACUACAACCAUUCCCCCAACAACUAUCCCAACAACUACAACCAUAACUACGCCAAACACAACUACACCAACUCCUAUACCCACACAAACAACAACUAUUGCUUCAACAACUAGCCCACCAACCACAGCCACCACUACAACAACCACACAAAGCACCACCACCAUUCCCUCAACAACUACCCAACUAACUGUAGCAACUACCACCAUACCAAUUACAACAACCACACAAACUACAACUAACAUUGUAUCAACAACCCCACCAACUACACCAAUCACUACACCAACUACAACACAAACUACUACAACCAUUCCUCCAACAACUAUCCCAACAACUACAACCAUAACUAUACCAAACACAACUACACCAACUCCUAUACCCACGCAAACAACCACUAUUCCUUCAACAACCACCCCACCAACUACAGCCACCACUACAACCACACACAGCACAACCACCAUUCCCUCAACAAGUACCCAACCAACCACAGUAACCACCACCACACCAAUUACAACAACUGCACAAACUACAACCAACAUUGUAUCAUCAACAACAACUACCACACAAACUACUACAACCAUUCCCCCAACAACAACCCCAUCAACUACAGCCAGCGUUACACCAUCUACAACUAUCACACAAACUACAACCACCAUUCCCUUAACGACUACAACCAUUACUACACCAACUGCAACAACCACACAAACUACAACCACCAUUCCCUCAACAACUACAACCAUCACUACACAAACCACGCAAAGCAUAACCACCAUUCCUUCAACAUCUACCCCACUAACCACAACAGCCACUACCACAACAACACAAACUAUAACCACCACCACUUCAACAACUACCAUGCCAACUACAACCGUCACCACACCAAUUACAACAACCACACAAACUUCAACUAACAUUGUAUCAACAACCACCCCACCAACUACACCAAUCACUACACCAACUUCAACUACCACACAAACUACUACAACCAUUCCCCAAAUGACUGCAACUAUCACUACACCAACUUCAACAACACAAACUACAACCACUACUGCUUCAACAAUUACCAUGCCAACUACAACCACCACUACACCAACCACAACAACAACACAAAGCACGGCAACCAUUCCCUCAAUAACUACCACAUUAUCCACAGCAUCCACCAUUGUACCAACUACAACAACAACAACAAUUGCUUCAACCACUACACGACCAAAUACAACUAUCCCCACAACAACCACAACAACCCCACAAAGCACCUCACCUUUAAUCUAUUUUUUGUAUAUAAAUCCAACAAACUCAACAGUAGCUACAACCUGCGUGCCCACCACCUCCUCAACAAGUACCCCACUAACCACAACAACUACCAAUACAUCUGUAACUCCAGUCUCAAAUCCAUGUGAGUAUGACAAAGACAGAUAGAGAGGGUACAUUGUACACACUGUUA
Molecule: messenger RNA, 3241 nt
Organism: Micropterus dolomieu (smallmouth bass)
Lineage: Eukaryota; Metazoa; Chordata; Actinopteri; Centrarchiformes; Centrarchidae
Product: mucin-2-like
Exons: 1
Coding region: 1-3216 (1071 amino acids)
Source: RefSeq, a predicted model, not a curated record